AUGGCUUCCACAUCCGCCUCCGCCGAUCCGCCCGACUCGCUCUACACGCAGGAGACGAACGGUGCCCGAGUGCCAUGGUGGCAAAGAAACCUGCUCCUCAACCAGCCGGUCCUCUUCGGCACCUGGGACGGCGUGUUCCCGACGGUCAUGGUGAACAUCUUCGGGAUUAUCGUCUUUUUGCGGAUGGGCUGGAUUGUGGGAACUGCCGGUGUCGCCAACGCUCUCCUCCUUCUAGCCAUCGGCACCGCGCUUGCGCUGAUAACCGUAUUCUCGGCUAUAGGUAUCUGCGAGCGGACCAGAAUGCAACCGGGCGGGUUGUAUUUCCUGAUCUCGCACGUGCUAGGCGCGAAAAUCGGCGGGGCCACGGCACUGAUCUACGUCUUCGGGCAGGCAGUUGCGACCGGGCUUGUGGCUGUUGGCUUCGGGGAGUCGAUGCAGCACUUUUUUGGCACCGAUUCAAAAGCUGUUGUGAAGGUGAUCGCGAUCAUCACGUUGAUCGCGUUGACUGCCGUUAACGCUGCCGGUGUCUCCUGGGUGGUUAGGCUUCAACUAAUCCUGCUGGCCUGUAUCGGGGCGGCCACCGUCGACUUCUUCAUGGGCAGUCUGUGGACGGUAGAUUCUGAACACGGUGUUGGUCACUUCUCGCUCGACCGGAUGCGCGCCAACUCGGAUCCAUUCUACGAAGCGGUCAAUUGCUCCGUUAUUGGAAUCGAGAAAACCAUCCCGGCCCAGAGCUUCUUCACCGUGUUCGGUGUGCUGUUCGCCAACUUCCUGGGGAUCCUGGCGGGCGUCAACAUGUCCGGUGAUUUGCGCGAUCCACAAAAAUCCAUCCCACUCGGUGAGCUCUCAGCCGUGGGCCUCUCCUCAUUCAUCUGCUUCCUCUUCAUCCUCGUCCUCGGCUCGGUUGUCGAUCGCUGGUGGCUACUGUGUGACCAUUUGAUCUCAGAACGGGUCUCGCUGACCGGCUGGUUCUUCAUGGGCGGCUUGUACAUUUGCUCGCUUUCUUCAACCAUCGGCUCACUCCUGGGAACUCCUAGAGUAUUACAGGGUAUCGCAGCUGAAGGACUGAUCCCUGCCCUGGCUCCACUUGCCCAAGGGACUGGUGCUAACAAAAAUCCCGUCCUCGCCACUAUAGUGCUAAUGGGAAUAGCUUGUCUUUUCGUACUUCUGGGUGACCUGAAUCAGCUUGCCAUCUUGUCUACGAUGCCCUUCAUGAUCACCUACGGAAUGGUGAACUACGCUUAUGUCUCCUUGGCGAUGAGCUUUGACCUGGUCAGCGUCACGGAGGCCGUGGCCGCUCCCUCGUCGUAUGGCUCAACGCAACAGAUUGCGGGACGUUCUGACUUGGAUGAGCUUUUCCCAGAAAGACAACAAAUGAGCACAGCCGGCCAGGGUCUCGAAACCAGUGCUGAUAUUGUCUCGCAGCCGACCUCCUGGUACUCCCAGUUCAGCAACAGAUACGUUGCGUUCAUCGGAUGCAUGAUCAACUUCCUCAUCCUCCUCUUCAUCAACUUCUGGUUCGCCGUCGUUCAUUUCGUGGCCCUGUUCUUGCUCUAUUUCUACAUUGGACAGGUCACACCGGCGUGCUUCCCUGGCAUCUCACAAUUCUCAUUGGUCCACAUGUUCAAGACGGCUUUCUCGUCGAUCGAAAGCAUUGGCGUAUCGGGCGCGAGGCAAUUCAUUGGGUCGUCAGGUCCGACGCCCAGCGAAUACUGCACCGAGCAGCUCAACGAACAAAGCAGUGAUUAUGAGCAACGAAAACCGUAUCAUCAUGCCAAAGACAUGACCAAUGAAUUCGAC
This is a messenger RNA of Mesorhabditis spiculigera, 1800 nucleotides long. NCBI's taxonomy places the organism in Eukaryota, Metazoa, Nematoda, Chromadorea, Rhabditida, Rhabditidae. The record is from the annotation of a GenBank genome assembly.